This is a messenger RNA of Python bivittatus (Burmese python), 3987 nucleotides long. RefSeq names its product protein bicaudal D homolog 2-like. Gene Ontology annotation, cellular component: cytosol; Golgi apparatus. NCBI's taxonomy places the organism in Eukaryota, Metazoa, Chordata, Lepidosauria, Squamata, Pythonidae. The record is from RefSeq and is a predicted model, not a curated record. Gene Ontology annotation, molecular function: dynactin binding; dynein complex binding; cytoskeletal adaptor activity. Gene Ontology annotation, biological process: protein localization to organelle; regulation of microtubule cytoskeleton organization; microtubule anchoring at microtubule organizing center.
GACUGGAUUUGGAUUGAUAGGACUCGCCUUCCGCAGCCUGUUACUCCUAAUUGCCAGCGUGUAUCUGGAAGGCGCUAGGCUUGGGGGGAGCCGCCUCAGGCACGGGUAAUCUGCAGUCUUGGGAAAGCAAAAAACCCGAAUCCUGUACGACUUGAGAGCGCCUUGGCUUGAAUGCAGAAUUAUAUGAACGGAGUUAUUUAUGGUGCGUUGGGUUAUAGUUUGGGACUUGCAGUGUUCACAGUUUCGUUAUUCGAAGACAGCUUUCCAACAGCCUUGUGUUUUGCGUCCAGUGAGGAGAAAGGACGACGUGCACUUUUUAAAAUCAACGAGCAAAUUCUGCUGCGUGGAAGCCCAGUAUAUAACAGUUGGAAGGGGUCUUGGGGAUCAUCUAGUCCAACCCCCUGUCCAUUGCAGGAAUCUGCUACUCCAGCGUCCUGAACGAUGUGAUGUCUUGGUUACUUUGUAGGGAAUGUGAGGCAGCAUUCUUCGGUAUUAUAUGAUGAUGCAACCGUUGUUGACUGUUCAAAAGUACUAAGACUUCAUUAUCAUUUUAACGACUAUGCCUUGACACGUGUUCUUGGUGAAAUGGGUAUAUGGAGAGUUCGAACCUGAUGCCUCCUGGGCAGGCUUUUCUUGCCUCAGCUAUUUUUUUGUACUUAUUAUCAAGAAAUGCUACGAUACUGGGUUUGCAAACUAUUAGUAUAUGUCAGUUAUUGCCCUGUUCUAGCUGUUCUACUUUUAUGGCCUGUUUCUUUCUUUCAUAUAUUCAUUUCUGGACUAGCUUUCUCUACAUGGCAAAUAGCUCGGAUUAUUUUCAUCCCCAAACAUCACCCAAUUGUCCAUAAUUAGCUUUUGAGAAAAGUCUAGGUUGACAUCAUGCUUGCUAGGAAUUAUCUCGGGAGGAAACGCGGUAUAUGAGGCGCAUUCUCACAUCUGAAACCAUUUCCUGCCAUUUGAAAUGCUACAGUCUGUAAUUCUACCGCCUCUAAAUGAUAGGCCUUUGCUUACUUAAUAUUAUGCUGCACUUAGUCUGCAGAUACAAUGCAUUUUUACUCUUUUUCCGAUGGACUAGCAGGAAAAGGAAGUGAUACUGGUUUGCCUAUAUGAAAGCAGAAGUCUUUUUUAAACUUUCUGAAUGAAGCAAUAGCUUAUUUCCCUACUGUUAGCACUCAGUGAAGAGUUUGGCAACACAGUUGCUCUUCAGGGGGCCCUGAAUUGUUUGUGGUAGCAGAUUUUGGCCUGCUGCUGCUGCUGUGUGAAAAGAGCUCCCUGCCCAUUUUUGAGAUGGCGGAAAACUUUUGACAAGCUACUUGUUCCCAGUGACAAUCUCUCAGGCUUCUGUCAGGCAAUGCGGGAACUAGAAGCAGGAGCAGGUAUAGCAUGCCAGAAGCUCUCAUGGCCCAGGAUCCUGCAAAGCUGCAAGCAGAGGUAGAGCGACUAGCGGCUGAGCUGCAGGAGGCAACCCAAGAAAACGUCCAGGCAGCCCAGUAUGGGCUGGCUGUGCUGGAGGAAAAUGAUGAGCUCAAGCAGCGCUGUGGAGAUCUGGAAGGUCAACUAGAGGAGCUACGUGCAGAAUUGGCCCACAUGAAGGAGGCUUUAGCAGAGUCUCAUAGCAGUCAUAAGCGAGCAGCAGCUGAUGGGGAGAACCGAGAAGAAUGUCUGCUCAGGGAAUCGGCUUCCAAAGAGGCCCAUCUGACUCAAACCAUUGAGGAGCUCCAAAGUGAUGUGAAAUUCCUGAAAUCCCAGCUUGACAAUACUGGGGUGGAAAAUGAGCGGCUCAGUGUGGCUCUGCGAGACUUAAGGAAGGAGUGCCAGACCCUGGAGUCCGAAAAAAAUCGAUUACGUGAGGAGAUGAAACAAGCCAAGUCACGGGAGCUCCGCCAGUUGCAGGACUGUGGAGAGCUUGAGGAAGAGAACAUCUCCCUGCAGAAACAGGUCUCCAUCCUCAGAGGAAGUCAGGUGGAAUUUGAGAGUAUCAAGCGUGCCCUGAAGUGCCGUGAGGAAGAGCUCAUGCUGGCUGGGUCCCAGCUGCAAGAACUGGGUCGUCUUCGGGAUUUGGCAGAACACCAACUUCAGGAGGCCCUUGAGACUGUCCAGGCUGAGCGUGAGCAAAAGCAGGAACUGCGGCGGGAACUAGCCAUCUAUGUUGGGGGGCGUCACGAUUCCCUGAACAGCUUGCAGACCAACAUGGAGGAGCUCAGCCACAGUCACACAGAGUGUGAGGAGCAAGACAGUGGUUUUGCCAAUGGUAGCAAUGUAGGGGGCCUGACAUCCACACCCCACAGCUUGCAGCCUGCACCUGGUCUUGUUGCAGACCUCUUCAGUGAACUCAGCUUGGCAGAGAUUCACAAGCUACAGCAGCAGCUCCUACAGGCAGAAAAGGAAAAGGCUUCACUAGCCUCAGAUUUGCAAGAUCUCAAGAAGCAGCUGACCAGGACUAAGGAGAUUUUGGCCCAGCAGCAGUUCUGCAACAGCCAUCAAGUAGAUCAGCUUCCAGCCCUGGAGGCUAACCCUAGUGCUAAUAAUGGUGGGGCUAGCCUGUCACCCAAUAAUAGGGAAUACUACCAUGAGGAGUUGGACAGGGCCCAACUGGCAAUCCGGCAAGAGAGGGAGGCAGCUGCUCACUUAGAAGCUGAGCUGAGAAUUGCUAGACGGAUGACCAGAGAGUGUCAGUCACGGCUGGCUCAGGCUCAGGAGGAGCUCCUAAUUUUUUCUGAGGAGAUGGCAGCUCUGUACCAUCACAUCUGUGCCUGCCACAACAUAACCCCUCAGCGUGUGGUGUUGGACUAUUACAGGGAGGGCCGUGGUGUCCAAAAUGUGCGCAGGAGGCAAUCCUCCAGGAAACAUAUAUUCACAGAAAUAGAGACAAGUAGCAGUGGAGACAAGUCACCAGCCAGUAGCCCGGGCUCCCCAUGCAAUUUGGAGCCUCUUCAUGUUGCCAAUCUGACAGAGAUCUUGCGAGAACAGCUGGGGCAUCUGCAGGUGGCACUGUCCAGUGCACUUCAGCAGAGCCCAAUGGGGCACAGAGAUGAACUGGAACGCGAUAAAGAAGUUCUGGUGGAGGAGGUGCUGAAACUGAAGUCCUUGUUGAGUACAAAGCGUGAACAGAUUGCUACACUGCGCACAGUGCUUAAGGCCAACAAGCAGACAGCAGAGGCGGCCCUCUCAAAUCUCAAAGGACAGUACGAAGGUGAAAAGGUGCUGGUGUCAGAGACCAUGUCCAAGUUGCGUCACGAGCUCAAGGCCUUGAAGGAGGAUGCUGCUACUUUCUGUUCCCUACGUGCCAUGUUUGCUAGCAGGUGUGAUCAGUAUGUGAGCCAGCUAGACGAAAUGCAACGGCAACUGGAAGCUGCAGAGGAUGAAAAGAAGACCCUAAACUCCUUGUUGCGCAUGGCUAUCCAGCAGAAGCUGGCACUCACACAUCGACUGGAGGCUCUUGAAAACCCAGUGGAAGGGUUGCGGGGCAAUAGGAGGGCACUCAGGCCAGCCAAGGGUAGUGCGAGAUGAGGCUAACAGGAUUCAGUACAGGAUUUCAUGGCUAUUUGGGAUGCUCUGUGACUACAGGACUCCAGCUCUCUUUUGAGUAACCGAAAACACUUGGUACCUGCAACCUGCAGCCACUCAAGAAGGAAACUGGAUAAGGAGAGAACCUCUAGCCAGAAUGUGCUUGUUUAUCCUUCCUCCUCCUUUUCCUUACUGCCUUAAGAAUUCCCAAAGAUAUACUUUCUCUCUAAAUGUGUCUCUGGAACUGUUUUGUAAAGCACCUCUAAUACUAUACCUUUUUCUUAGCUCUAUUCUAAUGACAGCAACGUCUGCCUUGAAUAAGGCUACACGCUUAGUGCUGAUUGGCUGAAAGAAAGUGGGGAGGUCUCCUUUUUCACUACCCCAUAUUUCCUUUUCUUUCUCUUUUUUCUUCAUUGACCCUCCUUUUGUUUUGCUUAUCUGUUUGCCACAAGUUUUACAGGUAGUUUGCAACACAGUAUGCAA